GGGACAAUCCUUACGUAAUUCAAGACAACACAAAAAAAUGGCUGAAUAUUUCAUGUAUUAUCACUUGAUUCUGUUCAUCACUUACCUAUAUUCUUGUCCAUCAUUGAGCUUAGAAACAGACAGAAUCACAUCCAGCACCCUCCUCAAAGACCCCGACACCAUAACCUCCCCGCGGAACGUCUUCAAAUUCGGGUUUUUCAGCCCAGCCGGCACCACCAACCGCUACGCCGCGGUCUUCUACACCGUCUCCCCUACAACCAUCGCAUGGAUUGCCAACCGAGACCAUCCCCUCCCCGACUCCUCCGGCGCCGCCACCAUCUCCAAAGACGGCAACCUUAUACUCACCGACUCCAACAACCAAACCAUCUGGUCCACUAAUGCCACCACAUCCUCUCCCGCCAACACCACUCUCCGGAUCGGCGACACCGGCAACCUCAUCCUAACAGACGAUGCAACCGGCGCCACCCUGUGGGAGUCGUUCUCGCGGCCCUCGAACGUCCUGCUCCCAACCAUGAAGAUUAUAGACAGCGGUAGAACAGAAAACAGAGUCACACUGAAGUCAUGGAGGAGCGCCUCCGACCCCGGACUCGGAAACUUUUCAUUUGGGAUCAGCAGGUGGAGAAUCCCGCAGCAGUUCGUGUGGGAGGGAAGGCGGCCGGUGUGGCGGAGCGGGCCAUGGAACGGACUGAUAUAUCUCGGGAUACAAGACAUGUUCCGCUACUAUGUUCGCGGAUUCAGCGCUUUGAGCAACGACAGCGCUGGAGACUUGGUGUAUGUGAUUCCUCAGCAGAAUGUGCUGAUGAUGUUGAUGUUGAAUGCUUCUGGAAACAUUGCGCGGAUGAUUUGGGAUGAUCAGAGUAGGAGCUGGGAGAAGGUGUGGUCGGCUCCGGAUAAGGCCUGCGAUGCGUAUGGCAAGUGUGGGCCGUUUGGGAGCUGCGACGACGCUGGCUCUCCGGUCUGCUCUUGUAUGAGAGGGUUCGAGCCCACGAGUAGAGAGGAAUGGAGUGGAGGGAACUGGAGCAGCGGCUGCUCCAGGAGGAAUCAGUUGCAUUGUGAUGGAAAUGGAGAUGGAUUCUGGAAGAUGCGGUUUAUGAAGGUUCCGGAUUUUGCUGAGCCAUUUCCAGCUGCAGGGGAGGGCGAGUGUCGAAGGAGAUGCUUGGCCAAUUGUUCGUGUCUGGCUUAUGCUCAUGAGUCCAACAUUGGUUGUAUGAUCUGGAAUGAUGUUCUGAUUGAUGUUGAGAAAUUCAACGGUGUUGGAGUCGAUCUUUUUAUUCGUCUCUCUGCUUCAGACUUGGAUCACAAAAGAGACAAGAAACUUUACAUCAUCAUUCCAGUAGUUGCAGCUUUCAUUUUCAUCUUGUUUGCUUGGUGGUGGAUGGUGAAGAGCAAGAGAAAAGAAGCAGGGCAGAUAUCUUCAUCAGUUUGGAGUGCCAUGGUGUUUGAACCGGAGUCGGAUAAGGUUAACACCGGGGAGCUGCCACGAUUCACUUUUGAGAUGCUGACAACUGCAACCGAUCAGUUCCGUGCGAGCAAUCUUCUUGGGAGGGGCGGCUUUGGUCCUGUUUACAAGGGAAUUCUGCCAGAUGGAAAAGAAAUCGCUGUCAAGAGACUGUCAACGGAAUCUGGACAAGGAUAUCAAGAAUUCAUGAACGAAGUCAUGCUGAUGUUGAAGCUCCAGCAUAGGAAUCUAGUCAGAUUGCUGGGAGCAUGUGUGGAGAAAGAAGAGAAGAUUCUGAUUUAUGAAUACAUGCCAAAUAGAAGCUUGGACUUUUGUCUCUUUGACGCUAAACAUCCUUGGCAAAACGCCCUAGAUUGGAAGAAGCGUUUUAAUAUUAUUGAGGGCGUUGCGCGAGGCCUUGUGUAUCUUCACAGGGACUCUCGACUCAGGAUAAUUCAUCGUGACCUCAAGCCGAGCAACGUGCUUCUUGAUGCAGACUGGAACCCCAAAAUCUCAGAUUUUGGUAUGGCACGGAUAUUCGGAGGCAACCAAGACCACCACGACACUGCAAGAGUCGUAGGAACAUUGAGAUAUAUGGCACCAGAAUACGCAAUGGAAGGCAGAUUCUCCGAAAAAUCGGAUGUCUACAGCCUGGGAGUCCUUAUGUUAGAGAUAGUAAAAGGGAAACGGAACUCAGACUAUUACAAUCAUGAAUGGUCUUUGAGCCUCUUAGGAUGUGCAUGGAAAAUGUGGAGUGAAAACAAUGGCUAUGGUUUUGGUGAUGAAAGCAUAGCAAGUCCGGAGUUGGAAGAAGACAUGGUGAGAUGCAUUCAGAUUGGGUUACUGUGUGUCCAAGAUUCUCCCAAAGAUAGGCCUAUUGCUCAAACAGUUGUGUCGAUGCUCAGCCGAGAAAUCGAGCAUCUUCCAGCUCCGAAGCAGCCAACCUUGGCGGAGAAGUGGCAUGCCUCCGCCACUGGUUUGACAGAACUACCAAACCAUGUUAGAUACUCAAUGAGUGACCUCACUCUCACUACUCUUCAAGGUCGAUGAUGUUUGCAAAAUAUGGACUCUAUUCCCAACUUUGAUCAUGUGCUAGUAUUUAUCUAUGUUGUUCCUGUAAUAACUCAUGCCAAUUUUUUUACCAGCUAAAACUGAAAAGUAGAUAAAGUUUGUCGAGAA
Messenger RNA from Salvia splendens (bonfire salvia), 2617 nucleotides. RefSeq names its product G-type lectin S-receptor-like serine/threonine-protein kinase At1g11300. The record is from RefSeq and is a predicted model, not a curated record. The transcript has 7 exons. Gene Ontology annotation, cellular component: plasma membrane. Gene Ontology annotation, biological process: recognition of pollen; protein phosphorylation. NCBI's taxonomy places the organism in Eukaryota, Viridiplantae, Streptophyta, Magnoliopsida, Lamiales, Lamiaceae. Bases 38 to 2488 code for a protein of 816 amino acids. Gene Ontology annotation, molecular function: protein serine/threonine kinase activity; ATP binding.